GGAGAGUCACACCAGGGCAGCUCACAUCCUAUAUUCAGCUCUUCAAGAACAACCACAAAGCUCUAAUGAAUCACUGUGGUCUCCUACAACUUGGGCUGGCUACAGUUCAAACUCUGAAACACCUGCAGACUACCAAAUGGGACAAUUUUCUGGCUUUUGAGAGGCUCCUUCUCCAGAGCAUUGGGGAGUCUGCGAUGUCUAUUGUGUUAAAUCAGCUGCUGCCCAUGAUAAAGCCUUUUAACCAGAGGACCAAAGAUGACUAUAGCCCUGAAGAGCUGCUGAUCCUCCUGAUAUACAUUUAUUCUGUCGCUGGAGAAUUCACAGUGGACAAAGACCUGGGUGAGGCUGAGGAAAAAGUCAAGAAAGCAUUGGCUCAGGUCUUUUGUGAGGAAUCCAAGUUGUCACUGCUGUUGCAAAAAAUCACGGGCUGUGACUCUUCAAUUAACCUGACAUUGCACAAAUCCCAAAUCGCUGUGGAUGAACUCUUUACUUCACUUCGGGACAUUGCUGGCGCUCGGAAUCUCAUGAAACAGUUUAAGUCUGUAUAUGUUCCUGGAAGUCAUACCCAUCAGGCCUCCUAUAAGCCAUUGCUGAAACAAGUUGUGGAGGAAAUAUUUAAUCCAGAGAAGCCAGAUCCCGUUGAUAUUGAACACAUGUCUUCAGGCCUCACUGAUCUCCUUAAAACUGGAUUUAGCAUGUUCAUGAAGGUGAGUCGGCCUCAUCCCAGCGACCACCCUCUUCUCAUCCUCUUCAUGGUAGGCGGGCUCACAAUCUCCGAAGCCAAGAUGAUCAAAGAUCUUGUGAUGUCUCUGAAACCAGGAACCCAGGUCAUUGUGCUGUCCACACGGCUCCUGAAAGCACUUAACAUUCCUGAGCUGCUAUUUGCAACUGACCGGCUACAUCCAGACCUCGGCUUCUGAGCAUCUGCAAGGAGAUAAGACCUAACAGAACUGGAAAUACCAAUACUAUUGUCCGUCACCAUUCAAGAUAUGCCGCCCAAGCCAAAGUGCCCCUGUUACUAAUUGUGGGUAUGAUUGAAUUCUGCCUGAAGGGUCUUGAUAACCAGGCAGAGAGAUACUUUACUUGGAUUGCUACAGUUAUUC
This is a messenger RNA of Orycteropus afer afer, 1103 nucleotides long. Its product is annotated as sec1 family domain-containing protein 2-like. The record is from RefSeq and is a predicted model, not a curated record. NCBI's taxonomy places the organism in Eukaryota, Metazoa, Chordata, Mammalia, Tubulidentata, Orycteropodidae. Gene Ontology annotation, biological process: intracellular protein transport; vesicle-mediated transport.